AUGAAUCAAGGAAUACUGGAGAGACUAGGCCAAAUGCAGUCUCCACACUACAUUCGAUUGUUGAAAGAAAUGGUCAACUACACUCUCAAGAACCAUCGAAUUGUCUUUACUCAUGGAGAUCUGCAACCGAAGAACAUAAUUGUGGAGCGAAGAGGGGUUUGCAACAAUGGAGAUGCAGACUUCAAAGUUACUCUGAUCGACUGGAAUUUGUCAGGCUGGUACCCCGAAUUUUGGGAUUUUUGCAAUUCAACCUUGUAUUGUCAAAUGAAACCGGACUGGCUUGAGCUUAUCCCGGACAUAUUUGAUCAGUACCCGAUUGAAUACCUAAUAAUGCAAGUUGUCUACUCGUCGGUCAUUUACUGA
Messenger RNA from Penicillium egyptiacum, 363 nucleotides. NCBI's taxonomy places the organism in Eukaryota, Fungi, Ascomycota, Eurotiomycetes, Eurotiales, Aspergillaceae. The record is from the annotation of a GenBank genome assembly.